AUGUCGGCGAUGAAAGAAGAUGUCUACGAGAGUGAGGACGUGCCCGAGCGCCCUGAGCCCAAAUACUUCAACGACGACCUCGGGCUGCCCGAGGAGAUCGAGAGAAUCCACAUCGACAUCGAGACGGUGAUGAAAAAGUUCCAGGGGCGACUCGUCAGCGCGGAAAAUGUCGAUUUCUCGGACUCAAUCGCGGCAAAAGGCAAACGAUCAUACGGAAGUACCGGCUAUGUCCUCGAAGUCAUUGGCAAAGGCACCGGCGAACCGGAAACUCCCGCCCAGAAAUUCAACCGCCUCUACCUGGAGAUCAGCGAGUUGGGCGAGGAGAUUUCGAAUCAAAAGGCUGGCGCGGACGUCGGCACGGGGGUCUCGACGGAUCUGUUGAAGAACAUGCUCGACCGGAUGAAGGCGAAUCAGGACGCGCCUUCCGGCAAAAAAUCGGGCGGCGACGGUGUGAACGUGAGUGGCGCGUCGUUCCUCGACGGAAACGUGGCGGCUUUCGAAAAACGGAUUCAACGAAUCGAAGGACUUCUGGGCGACCUCCCAAGCGGCUCGCAGCCCCUCGUGAGCGCCGUCGAAGAUUUGCGACUACGCGCCGACGUGCUCAACCCGAACUUCCUGGAGUCGACGGACAGCCGGCUGAACACGAUACUCAGCAAGAUGAAGCAGGUCGAUGAGAAGAAGGAACAGGCGCCGGCCGACGAGCUGGAGCGCAACGUCGACGAGCUGUUGGCGCUGAUGAAGAAGUGGGACCCGAUCUGCACGAAUCUGCCGAGCCAGGUGAAGAAGCUCAACUCAUUGGCGAGACUUCACGAAUGUGCCCAACAAUUCGCGGAACGCAUGGGCCGUCUAUCGUCGACGCGCGAGCUCAUCGAGAAGGAGAUCAGCUCGAAUCGCGAAAACUUUGACUACAUCCACUCGAUGGCCAAGAAGGAGAUCACCAGCCUCGUCACGAAGAUCGAAAAAAUGGAGGCGCGUCUCGACAAGGCCGGAAAA
Messenger RNA from Mesorhabditis spiculigera, 993 nucleotides. NCBI's taxonomy places the organism in Eukaryota, Metazoa, Nematoda, Chromadorea, Rhabditida, Rhabditidae. The record is from the annotation of a GenBank genome assembly.